AUGUCCAAAGCAGGAGACAGGACACCGUCUACUACCUCUGUUGAUUCAGCCUCAACAGACGGAAAAGAAAGCAAGGAGGGGUCAGUCUCCGACACGCCCAAGAAAUCCUCAAAGAAGUCCAAGAAGAACACUGAGAGCAUGAACAAAGUCUACAACUCUGUGCUCAACAGUGUUUUUGGGGCGGACAGAGAGUUAGCCCAGGCUGAACUGGAUGAGCUGCAGGAGGCCUUUAAAGAGUUUGACUACGACCAGGACGGCUACCUGAACUACAAGGAUGUGGCUGAGUGCAUGAGGACCAUGGGGUACAUGCCCACAGAGAUGGAGCUGCUGGAGAUAGUGCAGCAGAUCAAAAUGAGAAUGGGGGGACUGAUGGAUUUUGAAGACUUUGUUGAGCUGAUGGGGCCCAGGAUGAUGGGGGAGACCGCUCAUAUGCUGGGACUGAAGGAGCUCCAGUCGGCUUUUGUCCAGUUUGAUCUGGAUGGAGAUGGAAAAAUCAACCAGGAUGAGAUGAAAGAGGCGAUUAAAUCACUGCUGGGAGAGAAGUUAAAGAAAGGAGAGCUGGAGGAGAUCCUGAAGGAGCUGGACAUUAAUGCAGACGGGAACAUUGACUUUGAAGAGUUCGUGAUGAUGCUCUCCAUUCGCUGA
Cheilinus undulatus (humphead wrasse) is the source of this 645-nucleotide messenger RNA. RefSeq names its product calcium-binding protein 2. The coding region runs from base 1 to 645 and encodes 214 amino acids. NCBI's taxonomy places the organism in Eukaryota, Metazoa, Chordata, Actinopteri, Labriformes, Labridae. The record is from RefSeq and is a predicted model, not a curated record. Gene Ontology annotation, molecular function: calcium ion binding. The transcript has 7 exons.